AUGCCCCGCGAAGUCAUCACAUUUCAGAUUGGACAAUGUGGAAAUCAGAUUGGAAGUCAACUCUGGGAGGUGCUCCUCAAGGAGCACCUCCCAAAGUUGACUAGCGCUCUGCCUGCAGCAACAGCAGUCGGGGUGCAUGCAAGCACUUUUGACGAAGGGACAUCGUCAAUCUUUAGGCUUCGCACCAAUAGCCGGCUGAGGAUGGGCGAAGCUGGGGCAGGAGAUCUUAAGGCGAGGGCCAUCUUGAUCGAUAUGGAAGAGGGCGUUGUAAAUCGUCUUCUUCGUGGGCGCUUGAGCUCCCUUUUUGACGACACGCUUCUGGUCACCGACGUUUCAGGCUCUGGAAACAACUGCCCUGGGGAAACAGAUGAUGUAAUAACUUCACCCUACAACGCGACGCUGGCUCUUCAGGGGCUUCGGCAAGAUGCUACGUGUGUUUUUCCUCUCUGCAAUGACUCGCUAACUCAGAAGGUCCCGGGAUUAGAGAAUCUCAACCCAGCCAAACCGUUCGCACAUGCUAAUGCAGUGGCUGCUCAAAUGCUGGCGCACUUGACAAGCUCCGUGAGAUUCAGUGGCCCGUUAGACAUGGAUUUGCUGGACAUUAGUAGCAAUCUGGUGCCGUACAAGGGUCUCCACUUUUUGGUGUCUAACCUGGGCAGCUCUAUUCAGAGGCCAGUGCGUAAUGGGUGA
Eimeria acervulina is the source of this 690-nucleotide messenger RNA. RefSeq names its product tubulin epsilon chain, putative. Gene Ontology annotation, molecular function: GTP binding; structural constituent of cytoskeleton. Gene Ontology annotation, cellular component: microtubule; cytoplasm. The record is from RefSeq and is a predicted model, not a curated record. Gene Ontology annotation, biological process: microtubule cytoskeleton organization; mitotic cell cycle. NCBI's taxonomy places the organism in Eukaryota, Apicomplexa, Conoidasida, Eucoccidiorida, Eimeriidae. The coding region runs from base 1 to 690 and encodes 229 amino acids. The transcript is spliced from 7 exons.